Messenger RNA from Cylicocyclus nassatus, 216 nucleotides. Lineage: Eukaryota; Metazoa; Nematoda; Chromadorea; Rhabditida; Strongylidae. The record is from the annotation of a GenBank genome assembly.
AUGAUGCCCAAUCUUCCCGGAGCGUUGUAUCUGUUGCAGCAGCCAAACACAGGGAAUCCCUCGGGCCGUAGACGCGAUUAUGAUCUUCAUGCGCAGAGGUACCCAGCUACCAUGGAACAAAGCAAGAAAGGAAAACACCCUGUCAUGCGUUACGCUAUUCCUGGUAGUAAUGGUUUAACAUGGAUAAUAUAUGCAGUGAAGCAUGCGCAGCAUUGA